Messenger RNA from Tinamus guttatus (white-throated tinamou), 567 nucleotides. It is a transcript of the gene DUSP18, whose product is annotated as dual specificity phosphatase 18. The record is from RefSeq and is a predicted model, not a curated record. Gene Ontology annotation, molecular function: MAP kinase tyrosine/serine/threonine phosphatase activity; protein tyrosine phosphatase activity. Gene Ontology annotation, cellular component: cytoplasm. Gene Ontology annotation, biological process: peptidyl-tyrosine dephosphorylation. Lineage: Eukaryota; Metazoa; Chordata; Aves; Tinamiformes; Tinamidae.
AUGAAUGCAGCCCUGAGGGCUUUGCCCAUGUUGUUCCCACAUCCCUCGGUGUACGGCCUGUCUCGGAUCACCCCGCACUUGUACCUCAGCGAUGGCGCUGCUGCCAAUAACAAGCUCCUGCUCCUUGCAAAUCAAAUCACCACUGUCAUCAACGUCGCCGUGGAGGUGGUAAACACUAUCUAUCCAAACAUCGAGUACCUGUGUGUUCCCGUGGUGGACUCUCCCGUCUGCUGGAUCUACGGUUGCUUUGACCCCAUCGCAGACAAGAUACACAGCGUGAGCCUGCGGCAGGGCCGCACGCUGCUGCACUGCGCCGCGGGCGUCAGCCGCUCGGCCGCCGUGUGCUUAGCCUAUCUCAUGAAGUACCAGUCCGUGUCUCUGGCGAACGCGCACAAGUGGGUCAAGGCUUGCCGCCCCAUCAUCCGCCCCAACAACGGCUUCUGGCAGCAGCUCAUUCAGUACGAGUAUAAGCUCUACGGUACUAACACGGUCCGAAUGAUCAACACUCCUUUGGGAACAGUUCCUGAUGUCUACGGGAGGGAAGUAAGAGUAAUGCUGCCGUUCUGA